Molecule: messenger RNA, 367 nt
Organism: Arvicanthis niloticus (Nile rat)
Lineage: Eukaryota; Metazoa; Chordata; Mammalia; Rodentia; Muridae
Gene: Ghrh
Product: growth hormone releasing hormone
Biological process (GO): adenylate cyclase-activating G protein-coupled receptor signaling pathway; growth hormone secretion; regulation of protein localization
Cellular component (GO): perikaryon; extracellular region; terminal bouton
Molecular function (GO): neuropeptide hormone activity; peptide hormone receptor binding; growth hormone-releasing hormone activity
Source: RefSeq, a predicted model, not a curated record
AUGCCACUCUGGGUGUUCUUUGUGAUCCUUACCCUCACCAGUGGCUCCCACUGCUCACCGCCCCCCUCCAGGAUGCAGCGACAUGCAGAUGCCAUCUUCUCCAGCAACUACAGGAGACUCCUGAGCCAGAUAUACGCCCGCAAGGCGAUCCAUGACAUCAUGAACAGGCAGCAAGGGGAGAGGAACGAGGAACAAAGAACCAGGUUCAGCCGCCGGGUGGACAAUGUGUGGGCAGAGGACAAGCAGUUGACCCUGGAGAGCAUCUUGCAGGGAUUCCGAAGGAUGAAGCCUUCAGCGGAGGCUUGAGCGCCCUAGCCCCCAGACACACCUGUACCCCCGUUACUUCUCCUUCAGUCCUGACCUUUAC